Microthlaspi erraticum is the source of this 264-nucleotide messenger RNA. The record is from the annotation of a GenBank genome assembly. Lineage: Eukaryota; Viridiplantae; Streptophyta; Magnoliopsida; Brassicales; Brassicaceae.
AUGAAGCUCGUGGUCGCACAACUUUUCACAAUCUUUCUUCUCAUCACAUCUUCAUUUUUCAUGCUUUCCAGCGCUGAUUCGUCAUGCGGUAGCAAGUGCAACGUGAGGUGUUCAAAGGCGAACGCAAAUGAAGCAUGCCUCAAGUAUUGCAACAUUUGCUGCGAGAAGUGUAACUGUGUUCCUUCAGGCACUUAUGGUAACAAAGAUGAAUGUCCUUGCUACCGAGACAUGACAAACUCCAAAGGUGGAUCCAAGUGUCCUUGA